AGAAAAGAUGGCUUUUAUAAACAGAAAAAGCUUAAGAGAACACACAUACCUCUGUUGUUUUCACACAGGGUCAUAGCCUGUAAAACUCCUGCCCAGCCCUCUGCUGGCUGACUUGCAAAUCACAAUGAGGUACUCUUUCACACUAACAAGUUUUACCUGUUUGGCCUGUCUGCCUGACGAUAUGAAGUGUAGCUAAAGCACACCCCUCAGUGCGUUAGAGCUGCAGAGACAACAGAGAAGACGCCGGUGUCCACUUGAAUGGCUGUCAACCACACAUCAGGCGAUGGUCAGUAUGACUGUGGUGAUUCUCUGUUGGAGCCUAACGUUUACACAGCCAAUGACUGUACCGAAGUGGAACCAGGAGAGCAAAACCUGUGGCCCAGACCUCUUGCUCGAAAGUGGAUCCUGAUGCUGUUCCUGGGCACCUGCCUCCUCUACUGCGCCAGGAUGUCCAUGCCAAUCUGUAUAGUGUCAAUGGCGACCUCUUUUCACUGGAGUAAGAUCGACUCUGGGUUGGCUCUGGGCGGAUUCUUCUGGGGUUACUGUUUCACACAGAUCCUGGGAGGACAUGCAAGUGACAAAGUUGGAGGGGAGCGUGUCCUGUUCAUCUCUGCAGCCUCGUGGGCUCUAAUCACAGCUGGUACUCCUCUUCUGGCCCAUCUGGGCUCUCACACCCUCGCUCUCAUGACUAUGAGCAGAGUCCUUAUGGGACUGCUGCAGGGUGUUUUUUUCCCAUCUCUGGCCAGCCUUUGCUCACGGCGUGUAGUCAAAGGAGAGAGAGGGCUUUUAAUGAGCACCAUGCACAGCGGGAGCCAUCUUGGGACUUUGUUAGCGGGUGGAAUGGGGUCUCUGGUGCUGGACCAGUAUGGCUGGGAAAGCAUGUUCUACAUUACUGGUUUCCUGUCUGGACUCUGGGCACUCCUUGUUUGGCAGUGUUUCUUAAAAGGUGAAGUUGUCUCCAAGCAGAGGGAGUUGACUGAGGACUCGCAAUGGAGUUUGUCAAGAACGUUUUGGUUGAGACUUUUUAAGAAGCCGCCUGUCUGGGCCAUGGUGUUUACUCACAUGUGCAUUUGCAGCACUUCGUACACUUUGCUGUCAUGGUUGCCAACAUACUUCAAAGAAUCAUAUCCACAAGCCAAGGGAUGGGUGUAUAAUGUAAUUCCAUGGCUAACCGCAAUCCCCUCAGCCCUUAGUGGAGGAUACGUUUCAGAUUUUCUCAUAAACGAAGGAUACGGUGUUGCAUUUGUGAGAAAGUUAAUGCAGUUCUUUGCCAUGGGUGCAUCGAGCAUGUUUAUCAUGCUUCUGUCUGGAGCUGUCACAUGGCCCUCCGCUGUCAUUUACGUCUCUGCUGCCAUAGGCUUGUCAAGCUUCACCAGUGGGGGUGUGUCUGUGAAUGUGCAGGAUCUGACCCCAUCAUGUGCUGGUGCUCUCUAUGGUUUCAUGAAUAUGUUGGGUGCUUUCAUGGGGCUGGUGUUGGUCUCGUUGUCAGGUUACCUGAUUGAGGUCACCCUGUCGUGGACCGCCGUCUUCUCCCUCAUCGUCUUAGUAAAUGCCACAGGCCUUGGGAUUUUCCUCAUCUUUGGUGAUGCUCGGCGUGUUGAUGCGGAAGAUUACAGCCAACUUACUGUGAUUUGACCCGGACCUUUUGUGGCAAAUACCAGUGUGUUUCUUUAUCCAUAGAUUUGUAGGUUUGUAGAGUAAUAGUAGAGUUAAUUUGGACUUUUUUCUGCAGAAAACAAAAUACGAACACAUUAUAGUGUUUAACAGAAAUAUCCGCAGUGUUGCUUGGUAUAAAUUCCUGCUUUCUUCGUAAUUGCAUUGACAGUUGCGCUUGUCUUCUUCCGCUGAAAAUGAAGGAACUGUGGCUGUCUGCUAAAUGUGACUGCAUCGUGCAAAUGUUUAUGAUUGUAUGAAUAUUUAAUGUAGAAUUUUAUGAAGAAACUGCUCUUCUCAGAAAUGUUUACAUUAAUGACUACAUGCAAAACGCUGGUGCUCUAAAAACAUGACAGGUGAUUUACAGCCAAACUAUCAGGGGAAAUUAAGACAGACUACUGUCUUAAUACAUACUGCACUUAGGCCAGGGCUUAGAGGACUCUCUCUCAGAGCCUUCGUCUUCAGCCCGGGGCAAAGACUUUCUACAAUCCUGACACAUUCCAAAGAGGACUAACCUUUACUUUGACCCAGAGCUUGCUGGUCCUGUUUUCCUGUUUUUCUUUUUUUAGACUUGAUUGCCUUAUGAAGUGACUUUACUAUCUAAGUCUCACAUGCCGGGAACAAUAAGAUGUGAACGUGCAGGUUUUUUUUGUGCUUAAGCAAUAAGGCAACAAAUGAAAAGAGCAAAACCAACAACAAGUCAGUUCGUGUCUUUCCGGCUCGACUCUCCGCUCUGUGGUUUUGUGGUUAGUGUCAAAGCUGGAUGCGUUGUAGAUCUGGUUGCUGUAGUUUUUAGCAAACAGGAGUAAAUAGUGUACGUGUUUGGGAUUGUUUUCUGCUGCUGAUUUGGUGCCCCAGUGAGUGUUUACAGCAGCAGAAUAAUGUGUGUAAAAGGUUUUUGUUUUGUUUGUUGUUGUUUUUAAUAGACGUCUACUGUUGGUGCGCUUGUAACAAACUGUGUUUUUACUUUAUUAGUUUCUUCUGUUGGGUUCAUUUUUGGUGUGCUAAUGGCCACAAUGUUCAAAUCCAGAGGCCGUCAGCGAACGAAGUGAAAGCAAAGACUGACAUGCAGUUUUCUGUAAAGGACUUCACACAAGUUAUUAGCUGUUGUUGUCGUUGUUUUUUUUUUAAAACUUUUUAUUUAUUUAUUUCAGUAUUAGUUGUCAGGGGUGAAGCAAAUCACAUUGUCUCCAUAAACUUGUGUACCUCCUCAUAUGUUGACAGCUUUGACCAAACUGACAGACUAAAACUGAAGACAUUUGCUGUAUAAAUGUCUAUAUUUUUUAUUUUAGUCAGUUUUGUGAGUUCUCACUAUUGUUUCAGUUUUUGUUUUUGUUUUUUCAUUUUUUUUGUUUCAGUUAACUAAAAGGUUUUUUUCAUGCCUGGUUUUCAUUAUAGUUAACUAUAAUAAUGUGCCUUCACACUUGACUUAAUCAGAAACACGUAAAAAGGAUUCUGUUAUGUGUGUUUAGAAUGACAUAAUUAUAAAUAUUUAUUCAAUUGGAGAGUUUUAUACAGUUUGGCUAUAUGGUGUUUCAAAAUGAUUACACUUUAGUACAUGGUUUUACUGUCUGAGAUGUAUUAAAUGUUAAUGAAUCAA
Messenger RNA from Scatophagus argus, 3253 nucleotides. RefSeq names its product solute carrier family 17 member 9-like. Bases 259 to 1635 code for a protein of 458 amino acids. The transcript has 13 exons. The record is from RefSeq and is a predicted model, not a curated record. Gene Ontology annotation, molecular function: transmembrane transporter activity. Gene Ontology annotation, biological process: transmembrane transport. NCBI's taxonomy places the organism in Eukaryota, Metazoa, Chordata, Actinopteri, Scatophagidae.